AAAUCUCAUAAACCCUUCAAACUAUAUAAAACCUGCACUUUCCAUAUCAAUCUCAUUCAACAAAAUCAUUCGAAACAUUCCAACGAUCAAUUUCGAAGAACAUUAAUCCCCUCAAACCGAAAAAAAAAAUGUUCAAGAGAUCAUUGAUGUCAUUGUUCAUCACGACGAUCCUACUAGGAGCAUUGCACACAGCAAAAGCUGUGGCUCCUAGUGAAGAACCCAUCAUCGAAUUAUACAUGCACGACAUUCUAGGAGGGAGUAGCCCAACAGCUCGGCCAAUAACCGGUCUUCUCGGUAAUAUUUACAGUGGGCAAGUUCCCUUUGCUAGGCCACUUGGGUUUGUUGCCCCGAAAAAUGGGGUGGCUAUUCCUAACAGUGAUGGGUCUAUUCCGACUCUUGGCCUUAAUGGCGUCCCGUUAGGAACAGGGUUAGCCGGAACAUCCUUUGCAGGAAAGAACAACAACAAUCAGAACCUCAACACAGCACAACUUUUGCCCGACGGUUUGGGCCUUGGAUUCGGAACUAUUACUGUUAUUGAUGAUAUUCUAACGACUUCUCCUGACUUGGGUUCACAGACAGUCGGAAAGGCUCAGGGUGUUUACGUUUCAAGUUCAGCUGCAGGUGCGACGCAGAUGAUGGCGUUUACUGCUAUGCUUGAGGGCGGGGAAUAUGGGGACAGCAUCAAUUUCUACGGUAUAUACAAGAUUGGAAGUGCUAUGUCGAUGUUGUCGGUCACAGGUGGCACCGGAAAGUUUAAGAAUGCUUGUGGGUUUGCUGAGAUUCGGCCAUUGAUACCAACCGGACAGCAUCUUACAGACGGGGCAUUGAUGAGGAUUAUUGUUCAUCUCAAGUACUAAGAAAAACGGGUUUAUUUGUGCUUGAUUAUGUUUGUGUUCUGAUCUCUAAUUUUUUCUAAGGGUAAAAACAAAAGCCAAAGAAAUUGUGUAAUUUAUUGUGUACUUAUGUAACAUCAUACAUCUAUCAAAUUUUCAAGUACCGAUUAUAUUAGUA
Molecule: messenger RNA, 1011 nt
Organism: Amaranthus tricolor (Joseph's coat)
Lineage: Eukaryota; Viridiplantae; Streptophyta; Magnoliopsida; Caryophyllales; Amaranthaceae
Product: dirigent protein 18-like
Exons: 1
Coding region: 129-857 (242 amino acids)
Source: RefSeq, a predicted model, not a curated record